AUGGAUCAAAUUGGGUAUGUCUGCGAGGGAAUGAACAGAAAGUUCUUUGAAGCAGCCAAAUCAGGGAACGAACAAGUGCUUAAUGAGACCGGGGGCCUAGAGGGCGUUGCGAAUGAGGUAACGCCAGGUGGAAACACAGUGCUCCAUAUUGCCGCCUAUCAUGGCUCUCUCCAAUUCGUUAGAAAGUUGCUUCAACUCUCAAAUGCGAAUCCAGAGGAUGGGAUGACAUUUUUAAAAGCUAAAAAUAUGGAGGGAAACACAGCGUUGCACGAAGCAGUCUUGGGAGGAAGUGAGCAAGUUGUGAAUGCUUUACUUAAAUUCUGCCCAGAUUUGGUGAAUGAGAUCAACCAAGCAGGCGAAACAGCUCUCUUUAAAGCUUGUGAGGGAGGUCAUGCCAAUAUUGUUGAAGUCUUGUGUCCUAUGACUUCUAGUGAGUACAACAAACGAUUUGAUGGCCAAACGCCUUUACAUCUUGCAGUCUCUAAAUUAAGUACAGAUGUAAUUAAGAAGCUUUUAGACAAUAAACCUGAACUUGCCACAGAAGUAGACAUUUUCAACCGAACUCCGUUGCACAUGGCUGCCUUAUAUCAAUUUCCAGUUACGAUGUUUCCAUGUUUUUUAAGGGAACGGAAGAAACUUCGCCUGAUUGGAAAGAUGCUUAUUAAAAAUGAUAAUGGACUUUCUUGUUACAAAGUGGACCAAAACAAGCAGUCUGCACUUCACGUUGCAGCCAAAGAGGGGAACGCAACUCUAGUGAAAGUGAUAUUGAAUUACAGCAGCGACUGUCUGGAAAUGGUAGACAAGGAUGGUAGAAAUGCCUUGCAUCUGGCUGUGAACAAUGCUGUUGAAAUAUUUGAGAGAGUUGGACAAGAUCUGAGAAGGAUAAUAUCCUCGGUAAUGUCAGAAAGACUGAUUAAUUGCAUUGAUAACAAUGGGCAAACGGCAUUAGAUAUUGCACUAAAGAAAGGGAGUGAAGACCCACAACUUUAUAGGGCUAUUAUAAUUUAUUUAUAUGAACAUGGUGCUAUUAAGAAAAUAUUCGAUACGCCCUCAACAGCCAUCCAAUUACGUAUCAACCCAAGUUGGAACCCAGAUGCCAUAUCUGUAAGUGCAGUCCUAAUUGCAACAGUUGCUUUUGCAGCUGCUUUUACUCUACCAGGAGGCAUUGACACACAAGAGCACAGCCCACCAGCACCUAUAUUGAUUGACACAAACGUCUUCAAGCUAUUUGUGAUAUUUGACACAGUGGCCUUCUGUUAUUCUAUUGGUUCUGCGAUCCUGCUUAAUUUUGCAUUUCUAGUUGGCCGAGAAGCGGAUCACAUCUUAACUAAUAUGAGCUUGAUUGCGUUAUAUAUAGCACUGGUAUCAUUAUCAAUAACAUUUGGCGCAGCAAUACAUCUGGUUGUGGCAUCAAAGUGUUUGUGGUUGGCUGUGCUGGUGUGGGUUAUGGUGUGCUUUCUUCCUUUAGGGAUAAGAGCAAUGUCGCUAUUUGGAAAAUCUUACUUGUUCACUCCACUUGAACAACAUAUCAAAUUAGUGCUGUCUGGUUUCGGUCUUGUACUCGCUUUGUUUGCUCCCUUGGUUGCGAUAGCCAUUGCGGUUUUCUAUGGAAUAUAUCACCCUUUGCGUAGGGUUUGGAAGAAGCUCCAUGGAAUCAAAUCUAAAGCUCACUAG
Molecule: messenger RNA, 1674 nt
Organism: Cryptomeria japonica (Japanese cedar)
Lineage: Eukaryota; Viridiplantae; Streptophyta; Pinopsida; Cupressales; Cupressaceae
Product: ankyrin repeat-containing protein At5g02620-like
Exons: 3
Coding region: 1-1674 (557 amino acids)
Cellular component (GO): plasma membrane
Molecular function (GO): protein phosphatase 1 binding; protein phosphatase regulator activity
Source: RefSeq, a predicted model, not a curated record